GAGAGGAAAUGAACUUAAGAGAAGGGGGAACACACGGCAGGGAGGGGAAAAAGAGGGCGGGAGUGGAGGGAGCGAGCUGAAGGGCUGGGGUGCCGGCAUGGUGGGAGGAUGGAAGAAGUAGCCGUGAAACAGGGCUUCCUGUACCUUCUACAGCAGCAGACUUUUGGAAAGAAAUGGCGCCGGUUUGGGGCUGUGCUGUAUGGAGAGUCAGACUGCGCCCUGGCCCGGCUGGAGCUCCAGGAGGGCCCAGAGAAGCCACGCCGGGGAGAGGCCGCCAGGAGGGUGAUCCGCCUCAGUGACUGCCUACGUGUGGCUGAGGCCGGCGGGGAGGCCAGCAGCCCCCGGGACACCAGCGCCUUCUUCCUGGAGACCAAGGAGCGCCAGUAUCAGCUAGCAGCCCCGUCCUCAGAGCGCAGUGACUGGAUCCAGGCCAUCUGCCUCUUGGCCUUCCCUGGCCAGAGGAAGGAGCUGCUGGGGCCCACGGGGAAGGGCAGCCGGCCCCGCAUGGAGGAGAAUGAACUGUACAGCAGCGCGACCGCAGUAGCCCCGCGCAAGGAGUUUGUUGUGACCAUGAGACCCACAGAAGCCAGUGAGAGGUGCCGGCUCCGAGGAUCCUACACCCUCCGGGCUGGGGAGACAGCCCUGGAGCUGUGGGGUGGCCAUGAGUUGGGCAGCAAGCUGUAUGAGUGGCCCUACAGGUUUCUGAGGCGCUUUGGGCGAGACAAGGUAACCUUUUCCUUCGAGGCAGGCCGGCGCUGCAUCUCUGGAGAGGGCAACUUUGAGUUCGAAACCCGGCAAGGCAACGAGAUCUUCUCGGCCCUGGAGGAAGCCAUUUCUGCCCAGAAGAACAGCGCGCAUCCUGGGCCGCAAUCCCAGCCAGCCACAGUCCCUGCAGUGCUGCCACGGCCAGAAAGCCCCUACUCCCGGCCCCAUGACUCCCUGCCACCUCCCUCGCCCUCCACUCCAGUGCCCUCUGCCCGGCCGCGGGGCCCGGAGGGGGAAUACGCCGUGCCCUUUGAUGCAGUGGCCCGUAACCUGGGGAAGAGCUUGAGGGGCGUCUUGGCGGUCCCUCCCCACGCCCCUGCGGACCCCCUGUAUGACAGCAUUGAGGAGCACCCACCCCCACGACCCGACCACAUAUACGAUGAGCCUGAGGGAGUGGCUGCCCUGUCCCUGUAUGACAGCCCACAGGAGCCCCAGGGAGAGGCCUGGAGGAGGCAGGCCACAGCUGACAGGGACCGCGGCGGCCUCCAGAGAGGGCAGGACCUCCCUGCCGCUGGCUGGCCACAGGGAACUGAGUAUGACAACGUCAUACUUAAGAAAGGCCCAAAGUGAUGGGGGAGGAGAAGGCAUGGACUAUCAAAUACAGGUGCUGAAGCCUGUGGGUGCUGAAGACUACCAGUCCCUACUGGGGGUGGGGUCAGAGGCCGGUGAGGAGGAGGGGGAGGCUGGUGUCAGGCCUCCCUUCUAGUUUCUGCUGGUUACUCCUCCUGGUUGCUGCAUUCCAGGAACUUCCUUCUGUUCCUUCCAGAACCCUGGGCUUGGCCUGCCUUGGUCUGGUCUGAGGAAUUGUCCCUCCCAGGGCCUGCUGCAUGAGUCACCAUCCCAGUGCAGGAAGAGUGCCUAAAAGGGACGCACCCUCCGCCUACCCCUUUCCACUUCCUCUUCUUUCUUUCCCUGGCCUAAAGGAACCUUGGGCAUUUAGGGCAGAGGACAGCAAGGAUGUCAGCAAAUUGCCCUGGUUCCUUGGCUUGUGCAAGCCUCCUGCCUGCUGCGGAUAGCCCUGGAUCUAGGUGCUCGGGAGG
This is a messenger RNA of Lontra canadensis (Northern American river otter), 1805 nucleotides long. RefSeq names its product docking protein 2 (gene DOK2). Gene Ontology annotation, biological process: positive regulation of MAPK cascade; cell surface receptor protein tyrosine kinase signaling pathway. The record is from RefSeq and is a predicted model, not a curated record. The transcript has 5 exons. Bases 109 to 1335 code for a protein of 408 amino acids. NCBI's taxonomy places the organism in Eukaryota, Metazoa, Chordata, Mammalia, Carnivora, Mustelidae. Gene Ontology annotation, cellular component: cytoplasm.